AGAGAGAUCAGUUAUGAGGAGGGAGCCCGUGAGUCCGGCAUCAUCUGGAUUUAUCACGUUAUCAGCUUUGGAACAUAAAGACAUUGUUCAGUAACACCUCGUGAUUGACUACCUUCCUCUGUGAACUGUGUAACUCGCUUCGUGCGCGAAUUUUAAACUUUGUGCUUGGGUACCCGUGGCAUCUCCAGGUUUUACGCAAUGAUUUUUUGAUCAUUAUCUUGGGUUUACCAUUGUGGAACUGACUGAGGAGCAGAGCGGAUAGUUAUUUUAGUCUUGUACAUAUAUUUUUUUUGUUAUCUUUGGUUCGGAAGAAUGAUUCUCCGAAGAUGUCUCCGAAACUUGGCCCUUUUGCUUCUCUUCACCUUUGUAAAAUCUCAAGAUGCACAUCUGGAAGAUGAGACAGUUUUUGACCUGUUUGAAACCAGUGGGAUCACACGCAAGACUAUCGGUGUAAAGCUUUUCAAGGGUCUGGACAGCGAUGCUCCAGCAUACCGCUUCAUCCGUUUUGACCAGGUCCCCUCGGUCAGCUCCACAGCGGUACAAAAACUUCUUUUGCAGAUACAAAACAACGAAGGCUUCAUUCUGACAGCCACUCUGCGCCAGGACCGCACAUCCCGUGGCACCAUUCUUGCACUGGAAGGCCCUGGAGAGCGCAGGCAGUUUGAAGUUGUUUCGGAUGGAAGAACCAACACUUUAGAUUUGGUGUACUGGUGGGCUGAUGGCUCACGCAACGUGAUCUCUUUUGAAGAUGUAGACCUCUCGGAUUCACAGUGGAAAAAUGUAACGCUUCAUGUACAUGGAGAGACAGCAACUUUGUACAUUGGUUGUGCACUCAUUGAUAGCUUUAUUCUCGAUGAACCUUUCUAUGAACACCUGAGCGCCACAGGUGCUCGUAUGUAUGUGGCCAAAGGGGCUACACGAGAAAGCCACUUUAGGGGCUUGCUGCAGAAUGUACGUUUUAUCUUUGACACCCCACUUGAGGACAUUCUGGAGAGCAGGGGAUGUGAUCUUGGAAACCCAGAGGAGGCAAAUGUAGUCAGCGAGAGUGCGGAGGUGGUGGAGGUGGAGGUUCCAUCUUCAAUUGCCACCAAUGUGAUUGGCCAGAAUACAGAUGUUCCAGCAACCAGCUCCUCAGAACUAAUGUGUGAACGUUCCUGUGAAGAACUGGCCAACCUCUUCCAGGAGCUGAAGGGUCUCAGAGUUGUUGUUAGCAACCUUAUAGAUGGUCUGCAGAAAGUGACAGAAGAAAACACGGCGAUGAAGGAGGCACUAAAUAAGAUGCAGAGUCUUUCGGAGCAGACUAUAUGUUGGCAAGAUGGCCGUAUGUUUGAGGACAAAGAGGACUGGAUUGUGGAUAGCUGUACUAAAUGUACCUGCCAAGAAGGAAAAGUGGUUUGUCGUCAAAUCACUUGUCCUCCAGUGGCAUGUGCCAAUCCAUCCUUCAUCGAUGGCGAAUGCUGUCCAGUUUGCCUUCCAAUGGACAGUGAAGAUGGCUGGUCUCCAUGGUCAGAAUGGACUCAGUGCACAGUCACAUGUGGAAGUGGCACUCAACAGAGGGGGCGCUCUUGUGAUGACACAAGCAAUACAUGUUCUGGACCCUCGAUUCAGACACGCAAGUGCAGUUUGGGAAAAUGUGACCGCAGAGUCCGUCAGGACGGUGGAUGGAGCUUAUGGUCUCCAUGGUCAUCCUGCUCAGUGACGUGUGGAGAAGGUCUGAUCACACGUAUCCGUCACUGCAAUGCUCCUGUUCCACAAAGAGGUGGAAAAGACUGUGAAGGUGAUGGACGAGAGACACAAAGCUGCCGCUUGGACCCCUGUCCGAUUGAUGGUGGCUGGGGUCCAUGGUCUCCCUGGGCAAUGUGUUCGGCUACAUGUGGAGGGGGUCUGAAGAGUCGUGUUAGGGAAUGUAAUAGCCCUGAACCACAGCAUGGAGGAAGGAAAUGUCUUGGAGACUCCACUGAAAAUGAAGUAUGCAACCGACAGGAGUGUCCUGUUGAUGCCUGUCUUUCGAACCCUUGCUUCUCCGGAGUUGAGUGUAUCACAGCUUCUGAUGGAUCCUGGGAAUGUGGACCCUGCCCGAAUGGUUAUCGUGGCAAUGGAACUUUCUGUGAAGAUGUCAAUGAGUGCGAUAUGGUAUCAGAUCUGUGUCAUAAGGUGGGUGGCCUACAGCAAUGUGUGAAUACAGACCCCGGAUUCCACUGUCUCCCCUGCCCCCCACGCUACAAAGGGACUCAGCCCUACGGCAUGGGAGUGGAGUCAGCUAAAAUCAACAAACAGGUGUGUGAACCCUACAACCCCUGCAAAGACAACAGCCACAGUUGCCACAAGUAUGCUGAAUGCAUCUUCCUUAGUCACUUCAGUGACCCAAUGUACAAGUGCGAGUGCCGUAUUGGUUAUGCUGGAGAUGGCAUCAUCUGUGGAGAGGACUAUGAUCUGGAUGGAUGGCCCAACCAGGAUCUUGUGUGUGGAGCAAAUGCCACCUACCAUUGCAAAAAGGACAACUGCCCCCUGAUGUACAACCCCAGGCAGUAUGACUAUGACAAGGAUGAUGUCGGAGACCGUUGUGAUAACUGCCCAUAUGAACAUAACCCUGCUCAGACCGAUACUGACAACAAUGGGGAAGGAGAUGCCUGUUCUAUUGAUAUGGAUGGAGAUGAGAUUCUAAACGAGCGAGACAACUGCCCUCUCAUUUACAACACAGACCAGAAAGACACCGAUUUAGAUGGUGUCGGAGACCAGUGUGAUAACUGCCCCUUAGUCCACAACCCACAGCAGACGGAUGCAGAUAAUGAUCUAAUUGGAGACCAAUGUGAUGACAACCAAGACAUAGAUGAAGAUGGCCAUCAAAAUAACAUGGAUAACUGCCCGUACAUACCUAAUGCAAACCAAGCCGACCACGACGGAGACGGGAAAGGAGAUGCUUGUGAUCAUGAUGAUGAUAAUGAUGGCAUUCCUGAUGACCGGGAUAACUGCAGACUAGUUUCCAACAAGGACCAAACGGACUCUGAUGGUGAUGGUCGUGGUGAUGAGUGUGAGAAUGAUUUCGACAAUGACAAAGUCCCGGAUAUCUUCGAUGCAUGCCCGGAAAACAGUGCAAUCAGCGUCACAGAUUUCCGGAAGUUUCAAAUGGUUCAUCUCGACCCCAAGGGAACCACACAGAUUGAUCCAAACUGGGUGGUCCGAAACCAGGGCAAAGAGCUUGUGCAAACUGCCAACUCCGACCCUGGAAUUGCAGUGGGCUUUGAUGAGUUCAGCGCUGUGGAUUUCAGCGGGACCUUCUAUGUGAAUACAGACAGGGAUGAUGAUUAUGCAGGAUUUGUGUUUGGAUACCAGUCUAGCCGACGUUUUUACGUAGUCAUGUGGAAACAGAUCACGCAGACGUACUGGGAAGACAAGCCAUCAAAGGCGUUUGGCAUCUCUGGCGUCUCUCUCAAGGUGGUCAACUCCACCACAGGCACUGGGGAAAAUCUACGCAAUGCAUUAUGGCACACAGGCAACACCAAGCAGCAGGUGCGCACUCUGUGGCACGACCCGAAGAAUAUCGGCUGGAAAGACUAUACUGCCUACCGCUGGCAUCUCAUCCACAGGCCAAAGACUGGAUUCAUUAGAGUUGUUGUGUAUGAAGGCAAGCAGAUCAUGGCAGACUCAGGCCCCAUUUAUGACAAAACGUUUGCAGGUGGAAGACUCGGGUUAUUCGUUUUCUCCCAGGAGGCCGUUUUCUUCUCUGACCUCAAAUAUGAAUGCAGAGGUGAACAAAUAUGACUUUAUUUAGAGAUGAAAACAUUUAAAUAUCCUUCCUUUUUCUAUUAUUAAGAUAUUUUCUUUUCUUUUCUUUUUUCUUUUUAAAUAUUUUUGGCAGAUAAUUGAGUGUGAUUUGAGUGCUGUAUCUCUUGUCAUGGACUAUUUUGAUCAAAGCAAAACUGUAUCAGUGUAGUGCCUUAGUAAAAGACCAAAAUUAGACUUUCUGCAAUAAGGGCCUGCAUAAAGGCCAGAUCCACAGACCAGAGGUGCCUUCAAGAGGUGAAUAUACCUCCUGCUGGACAAGUAUGAAAGGAAAUAAAUAUUUGGUAAGCAUUGCUUUAGAUUCUCAGUUAAAUGUUGCACAACUAAUGAGUGUUGAGGGUUUAUCGUUUUUCAUUUCAUAUACUUUAUUAGUUUAUAUGACUUUCUGGUCAUUCUUGUGGAGAACCUUUUUGUGGCUUUUUUUGUUUGUUUGUUUGUUUGUUGCAAUGUUUAGGGGAGAUGUAUUAUAUUCUGACCUUUUCUACUAUCUACUGUAACUUAUUUGUCUUUUUUUCUGGUUAUUAGUUAUCAUUCCUUUUGUAAUGUAUCCCUUGCUGACUAAUUGUAAAUACUUAUUUAUUCGUUUACAUUGACAAUUUUUUACAGAUGAGGUUUAAAAGAAUGUUUUGCAUAUGUUAUCAAAUUGCAUUCAUGUCAGUAAGGCUUUGUCAUUGGCCAUUACUGUACAGUAUCUACAUAGAAAAUGAAUGUGACAAGAGGAAGUGUAAUGUAAUAUUCCUGAACAUUUUAGAAGUGUCAAGGUGUUACACAUUUUUUUUUUUGAACUUCAGAGAGUGCAAGUAAGCAUCGCUUAACACCGGUCCUCAGUGACCCCAGCCGCAGAGACUUUUCUUGCUCUCAUAGGUACAAUGGUGACAAACCAGGAUUGUGAUCUCAGCAACUCUCCAGUUUCUAGAUCACCCUAACUUGGGAUUGAACCAGCAAUUUUUGAGGUAUCCAUUCUAUCAGCACCCUCUUUUGUAUAUUCAAUAAGAAGAAGCACUUCUUCAGGAAAUGCCAGUGAGAAAUUUAAUAUAAAUUUCAUAUUUUUAUGAGCUGAUAAAGGAAUAUAUAUUACACCUCUCAUGUACAUGCUUUAAAUCUCAACUUUUUUUAUUUACGGUCAUUUCAUUCACCAUGCAACACAGAGCACUUCAUUAAAUGUUAAUUUUAAAAUUCAUCUACAGUGUAUGGCUUGCUGCUAAUAACAUCUCUAGGUAUCAUACUUGUUUUUUAUUAACUAACAAACAGCUGUUUUUGAUAUUUUGAUCACUCAUAUGCGUUUUCAUGGCAAAUAUGUCAAUAAAAUUAUAUACAAAAAUUA
This is a messenger RNA of Cyprinus carpio (common carp), 5107 nucleotides long. Its product is annotated as thrombospondin-2-like. Gene Ontology annotation, molecular function: calcium ion binding; protein binding. The transcript has 19 exons. Gene Ontology annotation, cellular component: extracellular region. Gene Ontology annotation, biological process: cell adhesion; negative regulation of angiogenesis. The record is from RefSeq and is a predicted model, not a curated record. Bases 313 to 3762 code for a protein of 1149 amino acids. Lineage: Eukaryota; Metazoa; Chordata; Actinopteri; Cypriniformes; Cyprinidae.